CAUACCUUGGGAAAAAAAAAAUCCUAGGGCUUAUGCCUGGUAUAAAUCCAAAUCCGGCCACCGCUUGAUCCCUCUCCGCAGCCCAUCACCGCGCCGUCGCCGCCGCCGCACCCGUCCGUCUCCUCCCUCCGCCGAGCAGUGUCCCAGUAUCCCUCCAGUCCCCAUUAUGCAGAACGAGGUGGGUGAUAUGGUGGACCUCUAUGUCCCAAGGAAGUGCUCUGCCACCAACAGGAUCAUAACUGCCAAGGACCACGCCUCUGUCCAGAUCAACAUCGGGCAUGUGGAUGCGAAUGGACUGUAUAAUGGCAGUUUCACCACGUUUGCCCUCUCUGGAUUCGUCCGCGCCCAGGGUGAUGCCGAUGGUUCUUUGGACAGGCUCUGGCAGCAGAAGAGGGCUGAGAUCAAGCAGUAGAUGAGUUCCGUGAGGAAGAUUUUGCUAGGAUAGAUAUUUAUGAAACCGCUUUAAACCUUUUCUCAGGAAUCUGUUAUGGGUGUUUAUGCUUUGCCUAUGAAUGGUCUAUGAUAAAACCGUGGACUGCACGCAGUGCUUAUGGAAACCUUGCUUGAAGAAUCAUUAUAUCUUUGUCCAUGAAUGGUCUAUGUUUCUAAGAGGAAACACCAGACUUGGUGUAAUAUGCUUCCUGGCAAUGUACCUGAAUUCUGAAAUGCAUUUUAGUCGCUGCUCU
This is a messenger RNA of Aegilops tauschii subsp. strangulata, 686 nucleotides long. Its product is annotated as small ribosomal subunit protein eS21. The record is from RefSeq and is a predicted model, not a curated record. Lineage: Eukaryota; Viridiplantae; Streptophyta; Magnoliopsida; Poales; Poaceae. Gene Ontology annotation, molecular function: structural constituent of ribosome. Gene Ontology annotation, biological process: translation. Gene Ontology annotation, cellular component: ribosome.